Odontomachus brunneus is the source of this 3665-nucleotide messenger RNA. RefSeq names its product nicotinate phosphoribosyltransferase (gene Naprt). The record is from RefSeq and is a predicted model, not a curated record. Gene Ontology annotation, molecular function: nicotinate phosphoribosyltransferase activity. The transcript is spliced from 12 exons. Gene Ontology annotation, biological process: NAD+ biosynthetic process. Bases 1288 to 3201 code for a protein of 637 amino acids. Lineage: Eukaryota; Metazoa; Arthropoda; Insecta; Hymenoptera; Formicidae.
UUAUACAUUAUUAUUAAAAUAAAACCUAAUAUCUAGUAAAAUGUAAAUUUAGAGAAGAACCACGAUGAAAAUCGAAACAAUGAAUAAUUAUCGUAAUUGAAAGGGAUUAAUGAGAAAUUGACGAAGAUAAAAUGAGUAGCCGCGUAGUAAAUUACAGAAGUUCAAUGGCAUUUAUCAACAGCUAGGAGUCGUCCCUUUAUCAUUCCUGUGCUAUUUGAAGCUUAAUAAACGUAUUAUUUCGCACACGGGACGCAGAUAUCUCCACGUCGUGGCACAGCUAACAAUUCACAUCGCUCGAUUUUGAGAAACCAAUAAAUAUGCGUAAACACUGAUAAGAUAGUAAGAGAUAUUCUUUUUCGAGAUAAAUACGUCGACAUUAUCAACAUUAUAUGGAUUAAAUGCAAUUCAAAACACGUAAUCGUAAUCACGUAAGUCGCAUUACACGAUUUAUUGCCGCGUAAUAUACUUUUGUUCUGCGCAUGUCUCGUAAUUACGUAAUUACGUAAUCAAUGAGAACGAGAAACUUGCAGUGUCAUAAUACUAAAGAUCAAGAGAAAAACAUAGCUCAAACAGGAGAUAUUAGUGUAACAAAUGACAGACAGUUAUUAAUAGAAAGAUCGACGACGACGGAUUGACGACAGCGAGAAGUUACAACGUAACACUUAAGGCCCAUUUUUCAAUAGUAAUUCAAACUUAGAUUUAAGUUUAAACUACUAGUGAAAAAAUCGGCUUUUAUAGUAACUUAUAUCGCAAUGAUAAGCUAAUUGCUUUGUUGAUUAUAUUGUGAAAAGCUGACUAACUCCAAAUUCAUCAAUCGUUCUGUAACGUGCAGAUAUGUGGAAAAUGGUAGGUUACGAUAUCUUCAUGUGUGUACUUGCUAUGUGUAAGAAUGUAAAUAUUUAACAAUGCUCGUAUAUGAUUAUGCUUAUCGGUUCCUUUUUGACUAUGCAAUAUAGCGCAAUAUACGUAUAAUGAUUACCGUUACUUUUUCUUACACAAGAGACGCGAUAUUACUUUACUCGGUAGGUCGAAAUAAAAAAAGGAUCGACAAAGUGUGCGCAUGAUAAUAUCAUGCAUAUUUAUUGGUUUCUCAGAAUCGAGCGAUGUGAAAUAUUAGCUACGCCACGACGUGGAGAUAAUUGCAUCCUGUGUGCGAAAUAAUACGUUUAUUAAGUUUCAAAUGGCAUAGGAGUGAUAAAGUGAUAAAACAUGUGGAAACAAUUGUGAUGUGAUUGAAAUAUCGCCCCUUCGUGUACGAGCGUCGAACCAGUAGCGUGAUUCAUCGAAAUGAAGCUCGAGGCUCUUCCACUUAACGAUCGCGAUUCCGUCGUGGGAGAAAUUACACGCGAACGUACGCGAGCGGCCCGCAAAAUGUCAACAGACGACGGUGGAACAUGCUGCAAUUCGCGGCAAAACGGUGUGGUUCAGCCACUACUUACAGAUUUGUAUCAAAUUACGAUGGCUUACGCCUAUUGGAAGAGUGGCAAGGUGGACGACCAUGCCGUAUUUGAGUUGUUCUUCCGCAAAAAUCCUUUUCAGGGAGAGUUUACGAUUUUUGCCGGUCUCGAAGAAUGCAUAAAGUUCUUGAAAAAAUUCCAUUAUUCCUGCAGUGAUAUCAAGUACUUAAAGUCGACUAUGCCUACGGUAGACCAAAGUUUCUUCGAUUAUCUACAGAGCCUCACCGCAAAAGACGUCACGUUAUACGCCAUAGAAGAAGGAUCUGUUGUGUUUCCAAGAAUUCCUCUAAUAAGAGUUGAAGGACCAUUGAUAAUGGUACAACUGUUGGAGACAACUUUAUUAACAUUAGUGAACUAUGCAAGUUUAAUGGCGACUAAUGCAGCAAGGUAUCGCAUGGCUGCUGGGAAACAUAUAACAUUACUAGAAUUUGGACUUCGACGAGCGCAAGGACCCGACGGGGGAUUGAGCGCGUCUAAGUACAGCUAUAUUGGCGGAUUCGACGGUACUAGCAAUGUUCUGGCUGGGAAGCUUUUCAAUAUACCCGUUUGCGGUACACACGCACAUGCAUACAUCACGUCUUUCACCAGCAUUGACGACUUGCAAGGAAAAACGUUGGCGCACAAACAAACAGGAGAUGUUUUAAAUCUACUGGAGCUUGCCUGCAAAUAUCGUGAGGAUAUCGCCGACGAUUUAGGAGCUUUAGCUUCACAAGCAUCUGGCGGUGAAUUUGCGGCCCUCAUCAGUUACGCCGUUGCUUUCCCGGAAAGAUUCGCCGCUCUUGUGGACACAUACGAUGUCAAAAGCAUUGAGACGUCGGCCAAGGGGCAGGCACAAGUGGCCAGCCUAAAUGUAAAGAAUAAACUUCUAACUAACGGGUCCAAUACACAUGCCCAAAAUGGCGUGAGAAACAACCCAUUUAAAUCAGAAUCGACUUCGCAACACAAGAACGGCUUUUUAAGACGAGGCGAAUUGGGCGAGCUCUAUGUGAGGAGCGGUCUCUUGAACUUCUGUGCAGUAGCGUUGGCUUUAAACGACUUAGGAUACAAAGCCGUUGGGAUCAGGAUCGACAGCGGAGACCUGGCCUAUCUCAGUAACAUUGCAAGAGAUAUCUUUGAAAAGAUUGCCGUUAAGUACAACAUACCAUGGUUCGCGAAGAUGACAAUUUGCGCAUCGAACGAUAUCAACGAAGAUACCAUAAUAAGCUUGAACGAACAGAAUCACAAAAUCGAUUGCUUUGGAAUUGGUACACAUCUUGUAACGUGUCAGAGACAGCCGGCUUUGGGUUGCGUCUACAAAAUGGUGGAAAUCAACGGUGAACCAAGGAUUAAGCUCAGUCAAGAAGUUGGAAAAGUCACAAUACCGGGCAGCAAGGUUGCUUACAGAUUAUAUGGAACUGAUGGUUACGCAUUGAUAGAUCUCUUGCAGAAGACAUCUGAAGAAGAGCCGCAAGUUAUGCAGAAAAUUCUCUGCAGACAUCCAUUCCAACAAACGAAGAGAGCUAACGUUACGCCUUCCCGAGUGGAAUCUUUACAUAAGGUAUACUGGAAAGACGGCAAGUUAUGUCAGCCACUACCUACAUUGCAAGAGAUUCGCAAUAGAGUACAAGAAUCUCUUAAUACGCUGCGUAAUGAUCACAAAAGAAAUCUAAAUCCAACGCCGUAUAAGGUGGCUGUCAGUGAUGCCUUAUACAAGUUUAUAGACGAAUUAUGGUCUCAAAAUGCGCCAAUUGGAGAAUUACGGUGAAGCAUACUACUCUUAUACAGGAUUAUCGUUAAGUCAACCUCUAAUAAUUAUGAAUAUAGAGUAACAAUAGAAUCGGGAUUUACAGAUAGAAAGCGUGAUGAGUUUUCUUUUAAAACUGACGAUAAUGCACCUUUAUGUAUGAUCAUACGUAUGUACAUAUCGAUAUAAUGCACAGGAUAUAUCAAGCAUAUAACGAACGAGGAUUAUGUGAGAACAUAUUUUUUACACUUUUCAUUGUUAAAAAUGUCAAAUUGUUCGUCGGCAGCACAUCGUUGUCGCGAUCUAUUUUGAUAAAGUUGUGCGUAAAACACAGUGAAAUGUAUUUUACAUAGUUUUACACAAUUUAUAUAGAAUGAAAUUGUUUCUCCGAUUUAUAUCAAGAUUACAUAGGCUGAUAUCAACGUUAAAAUCUAUUUGCAAGUUGUAGCUUCGUCGCAUGUACUUACUCCUCUUUUCUAAAAAAA